UAUGAUGGUAGUGGUGGUGGUGGUUGUGGUUGUGAGGAAAAUACCUUCAGGGAUCAACGAGUCAACGAUAUGCUGCUUCGACAGCAUCAGCAACACAAUCGGUCUUGGUGUGACCUCUUUGUUGCCUACCAAAAGCAGCAGCAGCUCAAGUUAAAGCCCCAGUACCUGGGCCUCUCAGCUGUUAGUCCUUAUGCCCCAGCGCCCCAUUCCCUGACCCUGGCUACAGUUCCGCCCGUUUCCAACGCAAAAGAGAAGGACCACUCCAACGCCACUGAAAGAGAACAAAAAGACGAUUUCAGUCCUCCCCCAGAUUCUCUCCAUCCACACCAGUUUCCCAUCGCCUUGCCUCCUCCUAAUACCCUGGCUUCAUAUACAUUCUCUCUUCCCUCGUGUUUGUCAUCCUCCUCGUCCUCCUCCUCUUCUUCUUCCUCUUCCUCUUCCUCUUCCUCUUCCUCUUCCUUCCUCUCGUCUUUUUUCUCAUCGUCCUUGACUUCAUCUGCACCACCUUUUGGAGUCUUAGUCGAGCCUUUGAUGCCCUGCUCUUCUGCAAUUCAAGUACAGGCCCCUUGUGUCCGACUUCUGCCAGAACUUGCCUGA
This is a messenger RNA of Protopolystoma xenopodis, 597 nucleotides long. The record is from the annotation of a GenBank genome assembly. Lineage: Eukaryota; Metazoa; Platyhelminthes; Monogenea; Polystomatidea; Polystomatidae.